Messenger RNA from Gossypium raimondii (Peruvian cotton), 654 nucleotides. Its product is annotated as beta-1,4-xylosyltransferase IRX14. The transcript is spliced from 2 exons. NCBI's taxonomy places the organism in Eukaryota, Viridiplantae, Streptophyta, Magnoliopsida, Malvales, Malvaceae. Gene Ontology annotation, cellular component: Golgi membrane. Gene Ontology annotation, molecular function: xylosyltransferase activity; galactosylgalactosylxylosylprotein 3-beta-glucuronosyltransferase activity. Gene Ontology annotation, biological process: plant-type secondary cell wall biogenesis; glucuronoxylan biosynthetic process. Bases 1 to 654 code for a protein of 217 amino acids. The record is from RefSeq and is a predicted model, not a curated record.
AUGAAGAUCGAAGCAGAAAACAAAACAAAACAAAGCAGUGAACAAAACUUGAAUGCACAGCCAACUCUCAACAGAAUGCCUGUUCAAGGCCCUACUUGUAACGCCUCAAAUAUGUUGGCAGGAUGGCAUACUUUUAAAACAUUGCCAUUUGCUGGGAAAAGUACGGUUUAUAUCGAUGAUCGGGCAACUGUGCUGCCGAGAAAGUUGGAGUGGUCAGGGUUUGUUUUGAAUUCUAGGUUGCUUUGGAAAGAUAGCAGAGAUAAGUCGAAAUGGAUUAAGGAUAUUGAUAUGUUGAAUGGUGAUAUUGAGAGUCCCUUGGGUUUGGUUAAUGACCCUUCGGUGGUGGAGCCACUUGGAAACUGCGAUCGUCAAGUUUUGCUCUGGUGGCUCCGGGUUGAAGCUUGUACUGAUAGCAAAUUUCCUCCCAUAUGGAUAAUUGACUCACCUCCGGAGAUCACGGUCUCAUCAAAACGCACUCCAUGGCCAGAUGCUCCCCCGGAACUCCCUGCUAAUGAAAAACCAGUAAUGGGCAUUCAAGAUCCAAUAGUGAAGCAUAGUACAAAGAGGACAUCUAGAUCAAAACAUCGAAGUAAAAGAAAGAAUGAACCAAAAACCGACACACAAGUUUCGACAAGGCAUUCUGAACAAAACUAA